This is a messenger RNA of Gymnodraco acuticeps, 5900 nucleotides long. It is a transcript of the gene clec16a, whose product is annotated as C-type lectin domain containing 16A. Gene Ontology annotation, biological process: endosomal transport; endosome to lysosome transport; regulation of autophagosome maturation. The record is from RefSeq and is a predicted model, not a curated record. The transcript has 25 exons. Lineage: Eukaryota; Metazoa; Chordata; Actinopteri; Perciformes; Bathydraconidae. Gene Ontology annotation, cellular component: late endosome; endolysosome membrane. The coding region runs from base 199 to 3477 and encodes 1092 amino acids.
GGUAGGAAGAGAACAGCAACCCCCAGACUAACCAUCCACCAACCUGUUACGUAAUGAUCCCUCAUCGCCGCCUAUCACCUUCUGUUUGCUAAGUAGCUAUCUCUACGGGGAAAGUGGGUGUAAUGGGUAGAUGCGGACACUAACGUUAGCAAAAAAUAACGCUCCUGUCAGAACAUCACAUCCCUUAAAACCACAACCAUGUUCGGCCGGUCACGGAGCUGGGUUGGAGGACAGGGGAAAACGAAAAACAUCCAUUCCUUGGACCAUUUGAAGUAUAUGUACCAUGUCCUGACAAAAAACACCACAGUGACGGACCACAACCGAAACCUUCUUGUGGAGACCAUCCGCUCCAUCACAGAGAUCCUCAUCUGGGGGGACCAGAAUGACAGCUCGGUGUUUGACUUCUUCCUGGAGAAGAACAUGUUUGCCUUCUUCCUGAACAUCCUGCGUCAGAAGUCGGGACGCUACGUGUGCGUCCAACUCCUCCAGACCCUCAACAUAAUGUUUGAGAACAUCAGCCAUGAGACUUCCCUCUAUUACCUGUUAUCGAACAACCAUGUGAACUCCAUCAUCGUCCACAAGUUUGACUUCUCAGACGAGGAGAUCAUGGCCUACUACAUCUCCUUUCUCAAGACCCUGUCACUGAAACUCAACACCCACACCGUGCACUUCUUCUACAAUGAGCACACUAAUGACUUUGCCCUGUACACCGAGGCCAUUAAGUUUUUCAACCACCCUGAAAGCAUGGUCCGCAUCGCAGUCCGGACCAUCACACUCAACGUCUAUAAAGUUUCAUUGGACAACCAGCACAUGCUGCACUACAUCAGGGAUAAGACGGCGGUGCCAUAUUUCAGUAACUUGGUCUGGUUCAUCGGCAGCCACGUCAUCGAACUGGACAAGUGUGUGCAGACGGAUGAAGAACAUCGGAACAGAGGGAAGUUGAGUGACCUGGUAGCGGAGCACCUGGACCACCUGCACUACCUGAACGAUAUCCUCAUCAUCAACUGUGAAUUCCUUAAUGAUGUGUUGACCGACCACCUCCUCAACCGCCUGUUCCUGCCCCUCUACGUCUACUCUUUGGUUAUCCCUGAAACGUCUGAAGAGCGAAAGAUCAACCCUCAGGUGUCCCUCUACCUGCUGUCUCAAGUGUUUCUGAUCAUCCACUACCACCCGAUGGUCAACGCUCUGGCCGAAGUGAUUCUCAACGGAGACCUGUCUGUCUUCACCCCUCAGACGGAUAUUCUCAGCACACACAAGAACACGGCCGGUGCAGGAGCGGUGCGGUGCUUCACGAAGCCAUCGGAGUCUCUGGAGCGCUCCCUGGAGCUGUCCCGCCAACGCGGCCGCAAGAGGACUCAGAAGAGGCCAAACUACAAGAACCUGGGCGAGGAGGAGGACGACGAAAGGGCUGGGGGAGGAGGAGGAGGAGGAGGAGCGGAGGAGGGCUGGGACGACGACAGCAGCAGAGGAGUAGAGAGAGAGGGAGGCAGGGAGAAGGGCAAAGAGAUCGAGAUGGUGGUGAUGGAGAAGUGCAAGGUGUCGGAGCUGACGGAGCAGAACAUCACUGAUGAGGAGAAGACGGCUGCAGCCACCCGCACACACACACAGAGGAGCAGACCGUUCUUAGACAUGGUGUACAGUGCUCUCGACUGCACCACCGACGACUACCACGCCCUGUUCGUCCUCUGCCUGCUUUAUGCUGUCUCUCACAGCAAAGGUAUAAACCGAGGUCUUCUGGAGCGUCUGCAGCUGCCGGUCCCUGACCAGGAGAAGAGCUGCUACAGCCUGGUGCUGGUGGAGAGGCUGAUCAGAGUGAUAAGCCAGGCAUCACAGCCAGAUGGUAAAGUGCGACUGGCUACGCUGGAGCUGUGCUGCCUGUUGUUAAAGCAGUCGGUGCUGUCUGGAAGCCAGUGCAUCAUCAAAGACGUUCACCUGGCCUGCCUGGAGGGUGGUAGAGAAGAAAGUCUGCAUUUACUGCGGAGAUUCUACAAGGGCGAGGAGAUCUUUCUGGACAUGUUUGAAGAUGAAUACAGGAGCAUGACGAGUAAACCUCUGAAUGUGGAGUAUCUAAUGAUGGAUGCAUCGGUGCUGCUGCCUCCCACCGGGACCCCUCUGACCGGCAUCGACUUUGUCAAAAGACUUCCCUGUGGGGACGUGGAGAAGACACGCAGGGCGAUCCGUGUCUUCUUCAUGCUGCGGGCCUUAUCGCUUCAGCUUCAGGGAGAAGCUGAGACGCAGCUGCCUCUGACCCGAUCUGAAGACCUCAUCAAGACCGACGAUGUCUUAGACCUCAAUAACAGUGACCUUAUAGCCUGCAUGGUGGUCAGUAAAGAUGGAGGCCAGGCACAGAGGUUCCUCGCUGUCGAUGUGUACCAGAUGAGUUUGGUGGAGCCAGAAACCAAGCGCCUCGGAUGGGGCGUGGUGAAGUUCGCCGGCCUUCUGCAAGACAUGCAGGUGUCUGGCGUGGAGGACGACAGCAGAGCGUUAAACAUCAUCAUCCAUAAGCCCAGCGCCAACCCCCACGCCAAGCCCCUGCCCCUCCUGCAGGCCAACUUCAUCUUCGCCGACCACAUCCGCUGCAUCAUCGCCAAGCAGCGGCUGGCCAAGGGUCGCAUCCAAGCCCGACGCAUGAAGAUGCAGAGGAUCGCAGCUCUGUUGGACCUGCCGGUGCAGCCCAGUGCAUCGGAGGUGUUGGGUUUCGGUCAGACCUCCAACGCUUCACCCAGCGGGCUGCCUUUCAGAUUCUACGAGCAGUCGAGACGGUCGCCCAAUGACCCGACAGCGAACAGAGCCGUGUUCGCCUCUGUAGAUAAAGUACCAGGUUUCGCAGUGGCUCACUGUGUGUCGCACAGUCCCUCGCCCCUCUCCUCCCCCUCUCCUCCCUCCAGUGGGAGUGGGAGCACAGGACGAUGUGACUCUGUUACUGCGAGCACUGUAUCGGCUCAGAGCCCCACAGAUGAUGCUUUUCUGGAGCACACCCCCCCCUCCUCCUCGGUUGGAGACGGGGAAGGUGGAGAUGUAACGCUCGUCUCCUCUGCUCCAGUAGCGGCUCUGGCCCCCAGCCUCACCCCGGCGUCGCAGCCCACCAUCUCCCUCCUCACCGACAACAGCGCAGAGACCCUCAGCGUGGAGUCGCUCACUCUGCUGCCCCCCUCAGACUCACCCCACCUGCACCCCUGCACCAGCCACACCCCCGCCACACUCUCCCUCCAGAGACCAGACGCCGUCAUCGCAGAGGAGGAAGAGGAGGAUGAAGAGGGGGAGGGAGACAGGAAAGAGGAGGAGCUGCAAGAAGAAGACGGGUCGCCUGAGGAGGAGACGGUAAGAGAGGAAACCACUGACGAGGCUGCGAAAGAAGUGGAGGAAGGAGAUGAAGAUGCUCCUGUAGAGGUGAACUCAGACCAACAAGCCACAGAGUAUGUAACCGAAGACACAGACGUACACAGUGACACACCAGACUCCCCUGAACUGGAUUAAACCACAAACACACACACACACACACACACACACGUUCAUGCACUUAACAUAUCUCUCACACACUAAGAAGACAGUGAAGUGUGAUAGUUAAAGUACCCAGCUCUGCUGCAGUAUAUUUUCCCGUUGCGACCUGUAGAUAUUCAUCAGAGGAUUUGGAAGCAUUUCAGCAUUUGCACAUGAAGGAAGACUCUUUUUACUCCGAGAGAACUAUUCCAGGAAGGCUUAAAGCACAUUUGGGUUUCCGAGCACUUGAGUGUGUCCGGUUGUGUUUUCAGUGAGCGUGUGUAAAGGCGCGCAACCAGCAACGUUUUUUACUCAUAACGAUUGUUUGUCAGCUCAGAGACACACACACACACACACACACACACACUGCGCUGUGAGGUGUUACAGACCUGUUCUAGGUUUGUGUCUUUCUUUCACCUCUAAUGAUUUGUGGCGGUAGUCACUUCGAUGCUAACACACACACACACACACACACACACGCUGUACACACAAUACAGACAAAGUCAGCUGCACUUGCCUUCAAACUGCUGUGUGUCACACCCGUUAGCAGUUACUGCCACCUAGAACUGCCAUUGGGUGGUGUGUGUGUAUGGGCUCCGAUGAUUUAGCGACCUAGGUUGUGUGUGUGUGUUUUUUACUUUUUGUUUUAGGUGUAAAGUUACCUGUUAAUUUCCCAUUUACUGACAUCUUGCAGCAUUUGCUGUGAACCUGAAAUGUACUGUGCCCUCCCCUCUAGUAAACGUGGAUUUAUUCAUCUCGGGAUGUGUGUGAAAGCAGCUUUUUGAAUGUCAUCACAGCCAGCACACACUCUGUGUCCGUAAUGUCCAUCUCUUGGGCUGACAGUUUAUCGCGGCUUGCUCGAGUGCCGUGUAAAACUUGUUUUUUGGUUUUUCCGAUAUGCAACAGUAAUCAACAAACUUUGACCUCAUUGGAUUUUCACUAACCCUCUUCCCGUAUCCAACUUGUAAAGUGUGGUGUGGUUUUCACCAAUCAGCACCCUGACUGAGAGGAUAAUUGAUUUGAAGGAUCUGAAUGGAGCUGAAUAAGUGGUACAGCAGUUAUAUAAUAUGGAUAGCCAUUCACUGAGUCAAUUAUUCAGUCAGGCGUUCAUUCAUGUCUACAUGGAGCGUUUCCGUCUGUCGCAACACCGGUGAAAUUACGUUUUACUCAUCUAAAAUAAUGAGUAUUUUUGAUACAAUUAGGAGUAUAGAUAUAAAAUAAAAUAAAAGGUGCUUAAUUCAAUUCUGACAGUAUCGUAGAGGGAUGUAGUUUAAUAUAUAUCAGGAAUGUUAGACUUUAAGAGACACCAUUUGAAAUAACAUCCAUUUCUUCAGUCCUACACACUACUACAACACUGGGUUGAAUGUAUCUGCUGGUGACCCCUCAGACACUGACCUGAGUUCAGUUUGACUCCAUGACUGUGUUUUAAGUGGAUAAACGCUCUCAAAGCACCAUUUGCUGGUUGGAAAGACCUGUUUUAUAAUUACCCUAGGAAAACCACAAAAAGAAAGAAAAAUACAAUAAAAUCCCCAUCCAACUACCGGUUAACUCUAAAACACCCAUCCUCCAGAAAAAGUACAAUUUGCUUAAUUUCAUGCAAAAACCUAAAUCAUAGUGUAAAGUUUUUGUCUCAUCAAAGUUGACACACAGCUUUAGUUUAAAACCUGGUCAAAUCACCCAAGAAACGAAAGCUUUCCUGGUAAAUGGGGAGUCAUUUCUUCAGAAGCUGCUCUGAGGUCAGUGUCCACCUCCUCCCUUAAUCAGCUGAACAAAGCUUUACUACAGCAAUAAUGUAAAGAGCUAACCAAUGAGGGGCGAGAUGAAUGUAACGGAUGACUUAUCUCUCUGAACAGCUGUGUUAUUACUUCAUUUUGAAUGGCAUCAGUGUAUUUGAUCCUUAUUUCAUGACUUGAUUUGAUCAAAGCAGUGUCACAGAUUCUCUUGAACAUAAAACUCCUCUAAUAUCAUUUUAAUUCCUUUUUAUCAAUGUCAUAUUCUCUACUUCCUCCUUUGCUCUUCUUUGUCUGCUGUUAUCUUGCAUCUAAAGUCUUAAUGCUCGACAUUUCUCCGUACAGUCAUCUUUUUUUCGUCCGUCUAUUUCCAUCUUGCUACUGUAAAUAGCAGAAGAAUGAUAGUGAUGAUCACUGGCGUGCUGAAGAGGCUUGGCACAAUUUGUAGAGCAGCUUCUGAUGGUUCAAAAAAACAUGGCGGCAUGUCGCCUGUAACCAUUGGCAACCUCUAACCACACAUGUCAUGACAAGCUUCCAUUAUUAAGUCUCUGAUUGUAGUGUGUGUGUAUGUAAUAUGUUUAUAUGCUCUGUAAAUGCAUUUUGCUUUUAAAAAAAACCUGUAAUUAUUGUUAAUUAACUGAAACAGAGGAAUAAAUAAAGAACUGCAAUAAAUUAUUCUACUUAACGAGU